Athalia rosae (coleseed sawfly) is the source of this 4479-nucleotide messenger RNA. RefSeq names its product centrosomal protein of 104 kDa. Gene Ontology annotation, molecular function: protein binding. Bases 1191 to 3830 code for a protein of 879 amino acids. Gene Ontology annotation, cellular component: cilium. The transcript has 16 exons. Lineage: Eukaryota; Metazoa; Arthropoda; Insecta; Hymenoptera; Athaliidae. The record is from RefSeq and is a predicted model, not a curated record.
GAACUCGUUAUAAGCCUCAAAUGAAACGUGAUAUUUUCUCGUGGCAGCUCAGUCAUUUUUCUUAAGAGAAAAUCCUACUCUCUUUUGCUGAAUAUCCGCGAUGUCCCACGUUCGAUAUACAACCUCUAUAGCGUAUGUAUGUAAGUACAUACAUAUACAUAAUAUGGACGUCAAUGGACAAAGGGUGACCGAAAAAAUUGGAUUAUAUUUCUUCGUUCACUUUCAAUUUAUGUUCCAGCAAUGAGUAAAUAAUAUAAUGGCAAUAGUUAUCGCAGAUAACCAGCUGUAGCUGCACUGCAGCUAUUUGGCAUGUAUCCCACAAUAUAUCCCACGUAAUAAUUCGCUGCGGCGAUCAAUCCUCUGUUGAAACUACGAUCUGGAACCCUGGAAAGCUCCGCUGAAAGUAAAUUAUCGGCGCGAAUAUACAGCUGAUCUCAUAAACUUAUAAACGGGGAAGUGUGUAUGACAAUCACUGAAUAUAAUGAUAUAAUUUUGAAUGAAAUAUGAUGGUCGAAAGUUUUGAAAAAAUAUGGGGAAGUGCGCAAGAAAUGGGGUGUCGGCGUAUUUUAUAUUUUCAAAAUGAACCGCAACAUUUAUUUUAGCUCUGUGCGCAAAAUUAACAUGUUAACUGCAAGUGCUGAUUAUCACAGCAAUCUUUGCACGUGCGUGCAAGUAUCAUGUUCCAAAAAAUCAAUGCUGCGGGUGUGCGGGAAGUUCCAUACUCAAAUUAUUCGUCAAAUUUCUAUGGUAAUAAAGCUAUUCCACGUGCGUGAUGUGUUGAAGUCUACUGUGAAAUUGCUAUUUUUUUUUGUUAUACCGUCUCACCCAGUAGACACGAGGUACACGGUAAUAUGCGUCAUUUAUGAACGAGCUCAAAGAGCGACGUCGUCGUCGUCGUCAGUCAGUUUCAGUAUUCCAGCGCCGUCGCCGAAGGUUGGUUCGUUCUUCUCCUCUUCGAAGUUGAACCGAAUCUCAAACCCUAUCACUAUCAGUUGGCGCCGCAUCGCACCAACGAACGAAGGGUUGCUCAGAAACUGGGGCUCGGCUUUACUACCCUUUGCGGCAGUCAGCCCCGAGCCGAGCUUUCAAAUGGCUGUGCUUUUUUAAAUUCAACGUUGCCAUCAAAUAUAUUUUUUAAACAUAUUUCCGCCGAAAUAUCAAGUGCUCCGUGACCCUCUCAUCCGUCCAUAAUGCCGAGGAAAAUAGGUUUCACCGUUGUUUACGCGACGAGCGAGGAAGACCGCCAUUCGUCGUUAGAAUUGAAUGUCCAUGGGCCAACGGUUCGGGGGUGGCAGAGUGCUCGGAGGUGUUCCUUUCCCCAAGAACUUAUCCUUCGACUUCACGGGCCUACAAAACUCUCGAGGAUACAAGUUUUGGCCCAUCAAUAUCUCAUACCUGAAAAACUGGAGAUAUGGACGUCGCAGGAAUGUAAUGGAACGAAUUCAACAGAUUUUACGUAUCUGGGAUACAUCACCUUGUCCGAUAAUGCCUCGACUCUGUACAAGAGCAGAGAGCUGAAGAGCGUGGCUCUUCCGGAAACGGACGCUGCUACGCUUAAGUUAAAACUACAUAAGCCACACAAUAAUGCACACAAUGUUCAUGAACAGGUAGGUUUGAUCGCGAUAAACAUUCUGGGUGAACCUUACGGGCAAGAGUACUGCGGUCAAGGUGAUGCUCCGUAUAAUCCGCAUUACACUUCACCCUACGAUGACCUAGCUUUUGAGAUGUACGUAGAUCGUGAAGUGGCAAAAAUUAUUCGUCAGAUGGAAAUGAAGAAGCUACAGGCUGCGGAAGAGGAGAGAUUCGAGUACGCAUCAAAACUAAAAGUAGCCAUGGAAAAUCUUAGAAAGGCUGGGGAACGCUUAGGAAAAUACGAGUUGGAGAAAAAGUAUGCUAUUGCAUUAGAGGAUUACGACAAAGCCAAAGCGAAAAAGGCUCAAGCUCAGCAGUACAGACAACAGGUUUACCAGAGUCUAGAAAUUGAUGAUCUACUUGAAGUUCAUGGUCCUCUGGAAAAAAAUGAUGAAUCUACGAUAGCAGGAAAGGAACCCCUGUUGGCUGAUGCAGCUGGUUCUGCAACGGCAGCUGUUGCAGUUGAGGAAAUAACUUCGCCACCUAGAUUAGUCGUUCCGCCAACUAGAGACGGAGCGUUAUCACCUACUGGUCCUGCUCAUCAACAACCUCCAUCUCCUCUUCAUCAAAAACCGAACAGCCCUGAAGCCACAGAUCACCCGACGAGUGUUGUAUUAGAAAGACAUAAUGGAUGCAACAAGGGUUCUCUCAGAAGAAAAACAAAGUCUGCUGGUCCGAUGCUCAGGUCAAGCUACGAGGCUUAUGAAGAACGAACGAUACCGGCACUUAGACACUCUCACACAAACGAAUUCACAAGGGAAUGUCACCUGGAUAGUGCAGAGCUGACUAAAGUUACUUCAAAACUGAAUGAUAGAGAAAAGAAACAAGCGGCUCUACCGAUCUCUGUAUUUGGAAUGGAUAUGGUAGAAAAAUUUUAUUCCAAACAAUUCACGGACAAGGAAGAAGGGCUUAUGCAACUCAAAGAUGAGUUGAGAACAUUCGAUUCUGAGGAUUCUAAACAUUCGGCGAAUAAAACGGCGAGAGCUGCAAUUUUACUGUUACAUCGGGCUCUUAGAGAUAAAGUGUUCAGCGUUUAUAGCUUGGCUGCUCAAUUGAUCAGGGUAUUUUUCACAGAGUUUGCUGUGGGUCGAGUAUCAUCUGCCGAGAUAGCCCGCAGCGUAGAUCGUUUGCUACCGGAACUUCUUACAAAAUCAGGGGAUACAACGCCUAGGAUUCAUAAUAUGGCUGUUCAUACUAUUCUGAGUAUGGUAGACUGCAAGUGUGUCAGAGAACUGCACAUCAUACCCGUUCAUCUCAGCAGACCUGUAAAUAGUAGCACGCAUCAAAGAUUAGCACUAAGCAGGCUGGAGAUGGUCGAGCAACUGAUAUUAAAUCAUGGGAUUUCAACGGACAAACAAAGCGGUCUAACAUGUCGAACUCUAUCAGAACUGGGACUAUCAGGGCUACAUCACCCCGCAGAAGCCGUCAGAAAAGUAUCCGAAAGAAUAUUAGUAUUGGUUUAUAAAGUGAACCCAAGGCUGGUCAGGAAGCAAUUACCUCCUGAUGAUGAUAUCACCAGGAGGAAUUUACUCUACAGACAAUUGUUUCAUGAAUUUGACUUGAUUGAUCUUCAGAGGAAAAAGAAUUUAGAAACUAGUCAGAAGUCUACAACGCCUAUCCAUACCAAACCUGUGGAAACUAAUGAGGCAAGUGUCGCUAAAUCUCCACCAAGAGCUAGUCCUGUUGUUAGUACUAGUAGUUCUAUCAGCAUAACAUCACCCUCUGAUAACAGCACUGACCAUAAAGGAGACAAAAUGUGCAUAUUCUGCUUGUCGAAAGGACAGGUUUAUUCAGAAGAGGGUUUGAAUAUACAUUAUUGGAGGACCUGCCCAAUGUUGACCAGAUGCGAAGCAUGUAAACAAGUUGUAGAGGUUUCAUAUGUUAAUCUCCACUUAUUGAACGAAUGUGAUAUGAGAAAUAAUUACGUCAAAUGUGAUACGUGUAAGCAGGCUGUACAUUUAGAAGGUUUGACGCAACAUGCAAACAGCGAUAAUUGUACCAAGCCAUUAGAAGGAUGUGACAGGUGUCCAUUGUGCCACCUUAUCAUUAAUCGCAAUAAGUGGCGAGAUCAUCUUAUGGGAGAACAACCUUGUGCUAACAAUACUAGAAACAAACUCAACAAAAGUUGUUCAAAAUCACCAUCAAACACACAAAAUCUUGGUGGAAAAUUGACAUCUCCGACCGGUAGAGAUUACUAGCAUCGACUCUUGUAUAGCAGUAUAUAAUGAAGACUUUUUAGAAUUUUAUUCAUUUUAUAGUAUACGUAUUUGUUAUAGAAUCGUAAUGUUUCUACAUAUUUGUAUGUGCAUUAAAAUAUCUUAUUUCCAGUAGAUCCCGUCCCGUACAUCGUACACAUACUAGUAAUUUGUUAUUACUAUCAAAUUCACGAAAGUUAAAGCUUACCAAUGCAAGCUCAUGCAUAGAAUGCAUCACAGAUCUCAUUUUGUCAAUUGAUACAGGAUUAAAUUUGGUGAUCAUCGCCACUUCCUGCAGCAAAUUACAUGUCAAGUGUGCUGUAAAUAUUUUUGCAUUGGUAAAAAUUAAUGCAGCGUGUUCCUGUAUCAAACGGAAAUUAUUCACUUCCAAUGAGCUAGUGAAACCGGCCAUGUUUUGAUAGGACAAAAGUUCUUCUCUUCCGACCAUAUUCGUCAAUUUUUAUAAACUUUGAACAAACCGUAUACUUAAAUAUACAGGGCAACAACACUAGCUGAACAAUAAUUUGAAAGGGUAAUUUGUGCUCAAGUAUGUUGACUAAGUAUGAAAUAUUGUUUGUUAAUAUUGUAAUACAGUUUCCUAAAAAUUGUUCAUGAAGAGUGAAUAAUUAAAAACCCAUUUGUCAUUAUCAAA